Chironomus riparius is the source of this 363-nucleotide messenger RNA. Lineage: Eukaryota; Metazoa; Arthropoda; Insecta; Diptera; Chironomidae. The record is from the annotation of a GenBank genome assembly.
AUGGAGAUCCUAGUUGAAUGUGACACAAAUGGUGUAUUGGACUUGGUUGAUGGGAUUUUACCUAAUUACAAGUUAGCAACGAAAAUGUUGGAUGACGAAACUUAUAUAUCCACAUACAACCAAAAUGGGAUAAGUAACUUACAAUCGAUGCUUGAAAGCACAGGCAAUAGGAACGUAAGAUUGAAGGAUGGUGGAUUGUUUCUAUUUGACAAAUCAAUCUGGUGUAGGCAGUCAACAACAGCACAGGUAGAUGAAAGAUAUCUAAACGUAAUCAGUCGUAAUUUUUACCGAAAUAAUAUCAUUUCGAAUGGCAGAGAUAUUAAAAACAUUAGGAAUGCUUUAAUUUCAAAUGAAAUUUUGUAA